AUGGCAUCAGAAAUCACCUACGCUGAGGUGAAGUUCAAGAAUGCAUCACCAGCUGCAGUGGCCAAAGUACCUCCUGAGACGAAGAAACAUCAGCAUCAUAAGGAUGGGCACCAUACCCAGAAAUACCCACUUUGGCUCCCGUGGCUGAUCUCACUGCUGCUUCUCUUGGUGUGCAUUGCCCUUGUCAUUGCUCUCCUUGGUGAGUAUGUACAGGUUGUUGCACCUUUUUCCCAAAGCGGUGACCAGCCCACAGCCUUGCAGCAGAAAUUCACGAAGUGGCAGUGUGUCUCGGCAGGGCUGCAAGGCAAAGGACAAGGCUGGACGUGCUGCCCAAAUGGCUGGAAACGCUUUCAGAAAAGCUGCUAUUACCUGUCGGAUGAUAUGAUGAUCUGGGCUGAGAGCCAGCAGAACUGCUCUGGGAUGGGCUCCUAUGUGGCGGUGAUCAACAGCAAAGCAGAGCAGGAUUUUCUCACUAAGGAGGUAAAUCAGCCUACAAGAGGAGAGAAUUACUACAUCGGUCUGAGUGCACAGAAGGUGGGCCAGUGGCAGUGGUUGGACCAGACUCCACUUGAUAAUACAGUAGCGUUCUGGCGGAAAGACGAACCAAGUAAUGUGACUGCUGAGAAGUGUGUUGUAAUCUAUAGGAAUCAAAAAACAGACAACUGGAAUGAUGUCCGAUGCGAGCACCAUAAUCGAAUUUGUGAAGCUACAGCAGUAAUUGUGUGA
Mesitornis unicolor (brown roatelo) is the source of this 726-nucleotide messenger RNA. RefSeq names its product C-type lectin domain family 6 member A-like. NCBI's taxonomy places the organism in Eukaryota, Metazoa, Chordata, Aves, Mesitornithiformes, Mesitornithidae. The transcript is spliced from 6 exons. The record is from RefSeq and is a predicted model, not a curated record. The coding region runs from base 1 to 726 and encodes 241 amino acids.